GAAGUGAGUUAGCAAACAAUUCAAGAAUCAACAAUAUAACAUAAUGGCUGGAAGGUGGUCUCUUCAUGGCAUGACAGCCCUUGUCACCGGUGGCACUCGUGGUUUAGGGCAUGCAAUAGUGGAAGAAUUGGCUAGUCUCGGUGCGACUGUGUAUACAUGUGCACGUACUGAGAAAGAGCUUGAUGAGUGUCUUCAGAAUUGGAAAGUCAAAGGAUAUAAUGUUUUUGGUUCUGCAUGCGACAUAUUACAACCGUCUCAACGCGAAAAGUUAAUCCAAUCAGUGAGCAAGCAGUUCAACGGAAAUCUCACAAUUUUGGUAAACAAUGUGGCAAGACUUAUACCAAAAGAUACAUUAAAAUCAGAUGCUCAAGAUUUUUCUGAUACCAUUGGCACAGGCCUUGAGGCUUCUUUGAACCUUUGCCAACUUGCCCACCCAUUGUUGAAGGCCACAGGAAAUGGAAGCAUUGUCUUCAUCUCUUCAUGUUCUAGUUUUGUUUAUGCACCUAAUCAUACUAUAUAUGCAGCAAGCAAAGGGGGUAUUAAUUCACUUGUGAGAAAUUUAGCUUGUGAAUGGGCAAGUGACAACAUUCGCGUCAAUGCUGUUGCUCCAUGGCUUAUGAGAACCUCCCUUACUGAGUCAUCAAGAGGAGAAUUUGGGGCAGUAAUAGAAGCUUUGAUCGGACGGACACUGCAACAUCGGCUUGUAGAGCCAAAAGAAGCUUCGGCGGCGGUGGCGUUCCUCUGCUUCCCGGCGGCUUCUUUUGUCACUGGUCAGAUCAUUCGUGUGGAUGGUGGUGCAUCAGUCUAUGGUCUUUGAACAAUUCAACCCCUGUAUGAAAUAAGGACUAUAAUUGUUAAACGCAACUACGGGAGAUUUUUGUGUCAUUUUUUUUUUCUUUACCAUAUUUAAAUUACCAUGACUCUAUGUAACGUAAAAGAUAUAUUGUAUUUUGAGGUAUUUUUCAAAGUCAAGAAUAAAUUGGGUUAAUAAUUUCAUUAUUAGCCUACGAAAGUGGCA
Molecule: messenger RNA, 1018 nt
Organism: Ipomoea nil (Japanese morning glory)
Lineage: Eukaryota; Viridiplantae; Streptophyta; Magnoliopsida; Solanales; Convolvulaceae
Product: tropinone reductase homolog
Exons: 6
Coding region: 44-817 (257 amino acids)
Molecular function (GO): oxidoreductase activity
Source: RefSeq, a predicted model, not a curated record